AAACACAUUGAAAUAAUUUUCCGGAGAGAAUUUUUUCCAGAAUUCAAACCCCAGAAAUCUGCUUUAGUGCAACACUUCACAUCUCCCUUGCCUUUCUUUCCCACACCGUUUUCUGGGGUGAGGAGCAGGAGGUUUGCAGAAAUCCAGUGGCGGUGUCAUGACAGACAAGUAUUUCCUUUGUCAAGACAGCCAAGUGACCUCUGCUGCAGCCUAGGACGUGGGCCAGGCUUUGAUAUAUAGAUAAGCUCUCAAAAUGUUUCCAUUGCCAAAAGAAAAACAAGCAGGCACCAGGCCUGGGAAUGGCCAGGGCUAAUUGCUGUGCUUAGGAAAGGUAAAGCCACCUCCGAUGCACCGGGAACGGUGCCGGCCGCCGCCACGGUUAUUCUUUUCACGUGUCUCAAAUCUCCCCUAAUCUUUUCCCGUUGACUGAGAAAAAUCUCUGCGGUGGCGGAUCCUGGCGCUGCGGGUGUCCGUGCUCCCGAGGCCCGGCUCAGCCCGCCGAGCCCCGUGUUCUGCUCCCAGACAGGAUCCAUCCCCAGCCCAGGAACUUGCCCGUGCGGAUCUUUUCCCAACUGGAACGAUCUACCUUGGGCAGAUUUGGUUCAAGUUUGCCCAAGACGUCAAGGCCCUUUCCUCCACCCUUCGUAUUUCUCAUCGCAGUCCCAUCUCUGUGCAACUGCCAAGUAUUUCCUUCAUUUCAAGCUUCCCAAAAAAAGAGUUUGUCUGAUUUAUUCUUUCUCACCCACUUCCCGGUGUCACGUGGGAAGCAACACCCUGCCUGGGCCUGCCUCAAGGAGUUAUUUAUGCUCACGUCUGUGCUUUAAGUACCGAGCUGCGGUGGGCAUGUAAUCUGGCUCUCCUCGGCUUUGUAGUCUCUCAGCCCAUUAGUUUCUUUCUUAUAUCCGUUUGCAAAAGACCUCUAUAAAUUCUUUAAAUGUCAAGUGGUUACGGCCUAUUCCCAGCUGGGCUGACUCAUUUGAACGUAACUGAGGUUGCGUUUCCCUUGCAGCUAUUGGCUUUUCCUCCACCCUCAGCGCUUAUUUUUUUUCUUUUUCUUUUUGGUGAGUUUUUCUCUGCCUUGCUGGACUCGGGAGCUGAGCCAGCCAGCACCGUGGGCAUGUCUUAACCCAUACACCAGUCACCUCUUCGGUCCCUCAAGUACAAGUCCAAGAGUUUUCUUUUUAAUCCAAAAGGAUUAAAGGUCUCCCGAGGCCCUGGACUCGAGGGAUGGGGUGGAGAGAUUAUCCUCAGUCUUGGCUCGCUCUGUCGCCAUCCUCUCAGCUGAGCCCAGGCAGGAGCGACUGAAUCCCACGGUGCUUUCGUGGCUGCUGGGAGGUUUGAAUCCAGCUCCUAAAACCUCCCCCUGCAGUAGGUCAUGACAAAACACCACCGCCAGGGCCGAACGGCAGUCGCUGGUCUUGUUGACACCCUCUGUGGAGGGAUGGAUGGAGUAAGGCUUGGAUUAAUACCCUGGGCUCUGGCCAAGGUCUUGCCUAAAACCAGUCCUGCUGAUGUGGUGGCCCAGGAAGCCACUGUGGCUGUUUCACUAAAACCAUUUCUAGAGAAGGGCGCUCUUGUGAGUCCAGAGCCAGGGAGUGCUGAAGGCCCUGGCUUUAACGCCCUGAGGGCAUCACGCGCCAGGCUCGCUCUGCCGGCCACCACCGGCCCCAGUAAAGCUCCGUGUCUCCUCUCUCCACAGACAUGCCACCGCUGCUGCCGAUGGACCUCAAAGGGGAGCCAGGACCGCCAGGAAAGCCCGGCCCACGCGGACCCCCUGGGCCCCCCGGCUACCCAGGGAAGCCAGGCACAGGAAAACCGGGAAUGCACGGCCAGCCUGGGCCUGCCGGGCCCCCCGGCUUCUCGGGCAUCGGGAAACCUGGCAUCCCAGGACUCCCCGGGAAGGCGGGCAUGAAAGGGAUGCCCGGAGCCAAGGGCGAGCCUGGCAUGAGAGGAGAGCAAGGGCCAAGAGGACUGCCCGGCCCCCCGGGACUGCCGGGGCCCGCCGGCAUCUCAGUCAACGGGAAGCCGGGCCCGCAGGGCGGCCCUGGCCUGCCCGGCUUCCGGGGAGAGCCUGGUCCGAAAGGAGAGCCAGGACCCCGCGGAGAGCGCGGGAUGAAGGGUGAAAACGGCGUGGGGAAACCAGGGUUACCGGGACCGCGGGGGAACGGGGGCCCUCCCGGCCCUGCAGGGCCCCCAGGGCCUGUCGGCGUUGGAAAACCCGGCCUUGACGGCCUGCCGGGCGCGCCGGGCGAGAAGGGCGACAUGGGCCCUCCGGGCGGGCCUGGCGUCAACGGGGAGCCCGGGCUCCCGGGGCUGAAAGGGGAGCCUGGGCUCCCUGGGGUUCCCGGUGAGGGGAAGACCGGCGAGCCCGGCCUGGCUGGACCCAUCGGCCCCCCGGGAAUGCCGGGAACGCCGGGGCUGAACGGGCCGCCAGGGCCACCGGGACCGCCCGGGCCACCGGGAGCGCCUGGGGUGUUCGACGAGACGGGCAUCGCGGGGCUGCACCUGCCCGACGGAGGCGUGGAGGGGGCCGUGCUGGGCAACGGCAAGCCGGGGAAGCCGCAGUACGGGCGAGGAGAGCUCUCCGCCCGCAUCGCCCCGGCCUUCACCGCCAUCCUCACCUCGCCCUUCCCGGCGUCCGGCAUGCCGGUCAAGUUUGACCGGACUUUGUAUAACGGGCACAACGGCUACAACCCAGUCACCGGGAUAUUCACCUGCCCCGUAUCCGGCAUCUACUACUUCGCCUACCACGUGCAUGUCAAAGGGACUAACGUUUGGGUGGCGCUUUAUAAGAACAACGUGCCCGCCACCUACACCUACGACGAGUACAAAAAGGGGUACCUGGACCAGGCCUCGGGCAGCGCCGUGCUUGAACUCAAGGAGAACGACCAAGUCUGGGUACAAAUGCCCUCGGACCAGGCCAACGGGUUGUACUCCACGGAAUACAUCCACUCCUCCUUCUCUGGGUUCCUGCUUUGCCCCACAUAACAGCUGUUGGGCAUGUUUCCUUUUCACCCACUUUAGCCAUUUUUUUUUUUUUUUUUUUGAUAAAAAAGGUUUUUUUAAAAUUAAUACAAAAAAGAAAAAUCACUGGGAAGAACGCGCAAGCCGUUGUCGUGGGACCUUGCUUCACGCUGUUUGAUCCAUGAGUCAAGAGGGUAACUAGAAAGGAGACGUCUGUCUGUCUGUCUGUCUUUUUUGAGGGAGGGAGAAAGGAGGGAGGGGAGUGACUUCCUCAGCAAAGCGUAUUUGGAACAAGUUUUACCCUAGUGACUGUACAUCAAACACAGGAACACGCUUGGGACGGCAAGGAUCUGGCUCUGCAGUAAACUGCUCUGUGAUCCAGAGAGGGUCGUCUGGAAGAGCAGACCCUUCUGGUCUGCAAUCAAGUGCCCUUGUUUCCCCUUCGGAGUACUAGUUAAAUAAAUACAGCUGUUGUCAUGGGUGGUGUAUUUGCUAACCAGCACAGGGGCCCUAGGCACCCAACACAAACCUGCACAGCAGCAAAGCUCCAUGAUGGAUUGAGAAAUUCCCUUCCCAAACCAUCAGACGCCCGAGUUUCAGUCUCACUGAUGCCUGUUUUUUUUUCAGACUGGACUUUGAGGCCAUCUCCCGGAUUCACCCCGGAUUCAGUGCGGUUGGAUUUGCAAUCAUAAAAAGUGGAACACUUUGCAUAAGCACCUUCUUAUAAGAAGUAAAUAUUAUUUUUAACCCUCCCCCCGCCCAGCACCUUUAGGAAUAAACACAUCCAGGCACUGGUAUGGGGGAGGACGACAGAUGACCUGUUCCAGAGCCGUUGAGGGAAGCUGGGACCCCUGGGAUGAACAACGAUUUCUCUCUCUCGGGUUAAUUCAUCUACUGGCAAGUCCAAGGGCUAGUUCUGUCCUGCCUGUUUCUCUGCAGCCCAAAGACUUGCUUGGCCUUGGCAGCAUCUUAGUCCUUGGCCACACAAGGAUGGCACUGCAAGCCCGGCUUACGGUGCUUCUAGCCUGGUUUGAUAGAAGGUUUAGUUGUGCUUUCUUGAAAGUGCCACUUACGGACAACUUGCUUUUACUGUCUCACUAUUUCGGGAUGUGUAAACUUUUGCAUUGGUAUCCCCCCUUUCUCUGGGGACCUUUUAAUUAAGAAAAAAAAUAGCGUUAGGUCUAACUUUCCAUUCAGUCAUUUUACAACGGUGCUAUUAUCUACUUAACAACGUUAUUGACAAGUCUAGUGCAAUAUGUACCUGUAAAAGCGCACCAUUUCGGGUGCCAAUCUAAAAAAAAAAAAAAAAAAAAAAAAAUCACAUUUGUCUGUCGUUACCACUUUGUCUCACUAAUGCUUGAAAUGUUACUGACCUGAGUAUGAGCUACAAGGUUCUGGGGAAGGUGCGCACGGAUCCCGACCACUCGGCUGCUCUGUCCUUCGCUAAGGCAGCGCCUGAACCCCGUCGCUUUGCAGAUUUUCUCGCGGUAGAACAGUCACGGCCACUUGCACUUGCAGUAAAGCCAUUCCUCCCAUCCCAGGCGAGCAGCCCGCUGCUGAAGUGAAUCCACACGCGUUACGCCGCAUGUCCCUCCGCAAAGGCACCUCCCUGAGAAAACAGCAACAAUUUGGUCACCAGCUGAGCAACUAUUACCCUUAAAUAUUCCUAAAGCCUGUUCUAUGGCCAAAGAUGAGAAAUGUAGCAAGAACGGGACUUGGGAUUGUUCUCCAGACGGACUGUACAAGAUAUUUAAACAGAUUUUCUUUCUCUGUUUUGUUUGUUUGUUUGUUUUUCUCCUUAAGCCUGUCCUGUGUUUCUGCCUCUUGCCAUCCAGGGCUUCCUCGUAAGAACACACUUAUCCCUGAAAUUAAGAAACACGAAAAGGAGAUUGAGUUGGAAGGCGAGUGCUCGAGCCACCGCCCCGCUGGGACUGGCCUGUCCCCUUCCCGGGGAACCUCACCCCACCCAAAGCUGCAAGUUUCAUGUCAAGAUGAAAGCACCUCAAGCAAGAGGCUGCCCCGGGGCCGAUCCCACUGGACGGUUUUAGCUCCUGAAGGCGGGGGGGUGUCAGGGCUGUGCGGG
Molecule: messenger RNA, 5047 nt
Organism: Athene cunicularia (burrowing owl)
Lineage: Eukaryota; Metazoa; Chordata; Aves; Strigiformes; Strigidae
Gene: COL8A2
Product: collagen type VIII alpha 2 chain
Exons: 2
Coding region: 1702-2988 (428 amino acids)
Molecular function (GO): protein binding
Source: RefSeq, a predicted model, not a curated record